Messenger RNA from Rubroshorea leprosula, 1802 nucleotides. Lineage: Eukaryota; Viridiplantae; Streptophyta; Magnoliopsida; Malvales; Dipterocarpaceae. The record is from the annotation of a GenBank genome assembly.
AAUUUAGUUCCAAUAAAAAUAUGAAGCUAGUACCUUUGUCCGAUGCACAAACGGGCCAAGAGGCCCAAUCACAUUUCUGGGCCAAUCCCACCACAGCUUGGAAACUGCACAGAGCUUGAAGUUCUUGAGCUGAGAUCAAAUGCUUUGACAGGUCACAUUCCGGAUGAUUUUUCUAGGCUCUCACAUCUGAAUGCACUUGAUUUAGGUGGUAACAACCUAACAGGAGAAAUCCCGGAGGAAAUCUCCAAAUGCUCGUUAUUAGCCUUUUUGUUAUUGAGUGGGAAUCAUCUCUCUGGAAGCAUACCGAGUUCACUGUCCAAGUUAUCAAAUUUAACAAUGUUGGAUCUCUCAUCCAACAACUUGAGUGGGGAGAUUCCUACUAAUCUCACUCUAAUAUCUGGUUUGGUGUACUUCAAUGUUUCAAAGAAUGAUCUAGAAGGGGAGAUUCCAGUCACUCUGGGUUCUAGAUUCAACAAUCCAUCAGCAUAUGCGGAUAAUCAAGACCUAUGUGGGAAACCAUUGGAUCGAAAAUGUGAGAAUAUUGCUGAAAGGAAUAGGAAGAGGUUAAUUGUGUUGAUUGUUUUGAUAGCAGUUGGUACUUGCCUUAUGGCAUUGUGUUGUUGCUUCUACAUUUACAGCUUGUUGAGAUGGCGCAGAAAGCUCAAAGAUGCAGCAGGGGCAAAGAAAAGGAGCCCGGCUAGGGCUAGUUCUGGAGCAAGCGGAGGCCGUGGCAGCAUGGAUAAUGGAGUUCCAAAGCUUGUUAUGUUCAAUAACAAGAUCACACUUGCUGAAACAAUUGAAGCAACCAGGCAAUUUGAUGAAGAAAAUGUGCUUAGCAGAACACGAUAUGGGUUAGUUUUCAAGGCUUGUUAUAAUGAUGGAAUGGUGCUCUCCAUUCGUCGUCUGCCAGAUGGAUCUCUGGAUGAAAACAUGUUCAGAAAAGAAGCUGAAUUUCUGGGCAAAGUGAAGCACCGGAACUUGACAGUUCUCCGUGGAUACUACGCCGGACCACCUGAUCUAAGGCUCCUGAUUUAUGACUACAUGCCCAACGGCAGCCUCGCCACACUCCUUCAAGAGGCAUCCCACCAAGAUGGUCACGUCCUCAACUGGCCAAUGCGCCACCUAAUAGCCCUCGGCAUUGCCCGCGGCUUAGCAUUUCUACACACAUCCAACAUGUUUCACGGCGAUGUCAAACCCCAGAACGUCCUGUUCGACGCAGAUUUCGAAGCUCAUUUAUCAGACUUUGGCUUGGACCGCCUCACAGUAGCAACCCCGGCGGAGGCAGCUUCCUCUUCCACUUCAGUCGGCACACUGGGUUAUGUAUCUCCUGAAGCAGUACUAACAGGGGAGAUCACAAAAGAAACCGAUGUCUACAGCUUUGGCAUCGUCUUGCUCGAGCUCCUAACCGGAAAAAGACCAGUGAUGUUCACCCAAGACGAAGACAUUGUCAAAUGGGUCAAAAAACAGCUCCAAAGAGGCCAAAUCACAGAGCUGUUAGAGCCUGGACUGCUGGAACUUGAUCCUGAAUCAUCAGAGUGGGAAGAAUUCUUGCUUGGGGUGAAAGUCGGACUACUUUGCACCUCACCGGACCCGCUUGAUCGACCCACCAUGUCCGACGUCGUGUUCAUGCUGGAAGGGUGUCGCGUCGGCCCCGAUAUUCCCUCCUCCGCCGAUCCAACAUCUCAACCUUCCCCGGCAUAACAACCUGGAACUUUUUAAACUUUUUUUUUUCCUAAAUUAUUUUCAGGAUGUAACUGUAGGUGAAAAUUUUUUGUUCAGUCAGCAACUUACUUUCUUUUUAA